GCUAACUCUACUUUUAAUCAGACAUUUGAUAUAAAUGCAAGGGAGACUUGUCUCUCUUAUUAACACAAAAAUGUUUGAAAAAAUAUUGCUAUUACUUUUUGUUGCUUUAGUUUCAGGUGGUACUCCACCGCGAUUUCGCCCUGAUGGCCGAAUUAUUGGAGGCGAUGUAGCCACAAUUGAAGACAAUCCUUGGCAAGUCUCGUUGGAAGCUUUUGGUAUUCACAAUUGCGGUGGUUCUAUUAUUUCCCCAAAUACGAUUAUAACAGCAGCUCAUUGCAUUGAUGGGUACUUAAACUCUAAUAUCAGAAUUUUUCUUACCUUUUUUAUUUUCAGCGUAAUUUCGCUCUUCUACGAAGUCGUUUCAGGAACUGCCGAUUUGCUCCAAAACACGACUCGAAGCAAAGUUAAAGAAGCAAUUGUACAUGAAAACUACGAUAAUUUAAGCCACGAUGUUGCUCUCAUUAUUUUAACAGAAAACUUGACAUUUAGUGACACCACUCAAGCAGUUCCUCUCGCAAACGAAGAACCAUCAGAUGGUGAUAACGUCACUGUUUCUGGUUGGGGUAUUUUAAAUGAAGGUGAUAUUAUAACUCCAAAUAUUCUCCAUUCUGUCAAUGUAACAAUAGUGGGCCGUGACGAAUGUACUUUGGAUUAUUCAAACAUUGAUGGUGCUUACAUUGAUGAUACUAUGGUCUGUGCUGGGGUUUCCGAAGGAGGCAAAGAUGCCUGUUCUGGGGAUUCAGGAGGUCCUUUGAUAAAAAACGGGGUUUUAGUUGGGAUAGUUUCAUGGGGACUGGGGUGCGCACUUCCUGAAUAUCCUGGAGUUUAUACAAAUGUGGCUUCGGUAAGGGAAUGGAUAAGGAACAAAACUGGAAUAUAAUUGUACGCAAUAAAUAAAUAAAAACUAUUAUA
Molecule: messenger RNA, 912 nt
Organism: Tribolium madens (black flour beetle)
Lineage: Eukaryota; Metazoa; Arthropoda; Insecta; Coleoptera; Tenebrionidae
Product: trypsin delta-like
Exons: 4
Coding region: 35-880 (281 amino acids)
Biological process (GO): proteolysis
Molecular function (GO): serine-type endopeptidase activity
Source: RefSeq, a predicted model, not a curated record